AUGACAACGACGCAACGCGUGCGAGCUGCUGAUCAAGGGCCACUAGACUGGCUGGUACCAUUCAUUCCUCCCGCUUUCCGCGUGAAUCGAGACACGCGUGCUGACAUUCGACGGAAAGCGGCGCAAUUGACGUCACGGGAGACACUGAAGAGCUUUGUACUUGCUUUACGUCCCCAUUGGCGCUUUCUAACGCUUAGCUCGUUUGCGGUUGUCAUUUGGAUCAAGGGGCUAGUGUACAUCCACAAACACGAGCCUGAAUUUGCAGUCGCUUACAUCAUCGUUUCAGGCUUCUUUUUGCUUGCCUAUCACUUGUUCAUAGGAGGAGAAGUGCGCACGGAUGACAUCAGCGCAUACUCGGUAUUUAAUCGCGGCGCUCAAAGGAUGAUGGGAUCCUUGUCGGCAGAACAAUUUGAGAAUGAACUUCGCCACCGACAAUUACCGCACGAAGAUGCUUCGACUUCAAAUCGACGUAGUGAAGCAGCGCAGAAGCAUGAUUAUUGCGAUGAGGCGAACAACGAUGACGAUCAGGAGUUAAUGGUGGCCCUAGCGCAUUCGCUUCAAGAGAUGAAGCGAGAGGCACGCCGAGCUCGACGUACUAGUCGCAAAAAGUAG
Plasmopara halstedii is the source of this 612-nucleotide messenger RNA. RefSeq lists its product as uncharacterized. The coding region runs from base 1 to 612 and encodes 203 amino acids. NCBI's taxonomy places the organism in Eukaryota, Oomycota, Peronosporomycetes, Peronosporales, Peronosporaceae. The record is from RefSeq and is a predicted model, not a curated record. The transcript has 3 exons.